Molecule: messenger RNA, 4747 nt
Organism: Mugil cephalus (flathead mullet)
Lineage: Eukaryota; Metazoa; Chordata; Actinopteri; Mugiliformes; Mugilidae
Product: NACHT, LRR and PYD domains-containing protein 12-like
Exons: 13
Coding region: 494-3919 (1141 amino acids)
Molecular function (GO): protein binding
Source: RefSeq, a predicted model, not a curated record
AGAUCUCAUGUGUCGGUGUGGGCUUGUGUGGGCAGUCAGAGCUUGGGUUUUUAGGGAUCGGAUCGGAAACUGGCCUAACAAACGGGAUGUCAACAACUUUCUCCCGGUCCGUCACUCUAAGACGUCCGUGCUGAUAACAAUUCACAUUGUUAAUCGUAAAGGUGACAAACAGGUUGUACAACAUGAAAUAAAACAUCAAGGCAGUAAUAAUAAUCAUAAUAUGAUUAUAAUAAUGAUGUUGUAGUUAAGUUCUGGGGCUUCAACUUCUGACAACUUCCUGAAAACUUUGGAGGUUUACUUUCGUUUUCGUGACGGCUGUGGCGCAGAUAAUUUUCUUCUCCGUAACGGGACUUGAUGCAUCUACAGGUCAGGAACUUUUCUUCAUUGAAAUCAGAUCAGCUUGAUAUUAUCGAGCAGAAACAGCAAACAUCUUCCUCUCGAUGUCUAACAGUAUGAAGGUAGAAAGUGUGUGAGUUGGUGUUGAUUCAUCAGGAUGGAUCAGUGUGAGGACAGAGAGGAGGGAGUCCCUCCCUCUAAAAAAAUACAUCUGAGUGGAGACCAUGAGGACCAAACCAGAGCUCAGAGAACAAAGCAGCCGCACAGACCAGACUCUGCUGAACCUGAACCCGAACCUGAACCUGGACCUGAACCUGAUCCUGAACCUGAACCUGGACCUGAACCUGGACCCAGCUGUGUGUCUAUGAAGAGUGAUCGGUCAAAGCCUACAUACAUUAACUUUAAAGGACAGAAACCAUCUGCUGUAAAGAAAGCCUACCAGGAGAGUUCAGAGGUUCCCAGUGGUCAGUCUGUGCAGCAGUAUCAAAAACAUCUGGACUCCAUAUUUACGCUGCUGGAGGACAACAUUGUCACUUUUGUGAAAAACGAGCUGAAGAAGAUUCGCAGAGGCCUGAGUCCAGAUUACCCAGAAUGGUUAGAGAGUCAGAGGGAGGAUGAGGAGGUGUUGGAGGGUGAGGAUGAAGAGCAGAAGAUCAGCAGAGAAGCAUUUCUGAAGAUCACAAUGAACUUCCUGAGGAGAAUGAAGCAGGAGGAGCUGGCUGACUGUCUGCAGAGCAAUCUUAUUGCUCCAGCUUGUCAACAUAAAAUCAAAUCUGCUCUGAAGGAAAAGUUCCAGUGUGUGUUUGAGGGGAUUGCUAAAGCAGGAAAACCAGUUUUGCUGAACCAGACCUACACAGAGCUGUACAUCACAGAGGGAGGAACUGAACAGGUCAAUGAUGAACAUGAGGUCAGACAGAUUGAAACGGCAUCCAGGAAACUAGACAGACCAGAAACAACCAUCAGACCAGAGGACAUCUUUAAAGGCCCACCUAGAAGACAUGGACCAAUCAGAACAGUGAUGACUAUGGGAGUGGCUGGCAUUGGGAAAACAGUCUUAACGUUGAAGUUCUCUCGGGACUGGGCUGAAGGCAAAGCCAACCAGGACAUCCAGUUCACAUUUCCAUUCACUUUCAGAGAGCUGAAUCUGGUGAAAGAGAAGAAGUUCAGUUUGGUGGAACUUGUUCAUCACUUCUUCACUGAAACCAAAGAAGCAGGAAUCUGCAGCUUUGAAGAGUUCCAGGUUGUGUUCAUCUUUGAUGGUCUGGAUGAGAGUCGACUUCCUCUGGACUUCCACAACAAUGAGAUCCUGACUGAUGUCACAAAGUCCACCUCAGUGGAUGUGCUGCUGACAAACCUCAUCAGGGGGAAACUUCUUCCCUCUGCUCGCCUCUGGAUAACCACACGACCUGCAGCAGCCAAUCAGAUCCCUCCUGAGUGUGUUGACAUGGUGACAGAGGUCAGAGGGUUCACUGACCCCCAGAAGGAGGAGUACUUCAGGAAGAGAUUCAGAGAUGAGGAGCAGGCCAGCAGGAUCAUCUCCCACAUCAAGACAUCACGAAGUCUCCACAUCAUGUGUCACAUCCCAGUCUUCUGCUGGAUCUCUGCUACAGUUCUGGAGGAGAUGUUGAAAACCAAAGAGGGAGAAAAUCUCCCCAAGACCCUGACUGAGAUGUACAUCCACUUCCUGGUGGUUCAGGCCAACGUGAAGAAGGUCAAGUAUGAUGGAGGAUCUGGGACAGAUCCACACUGGAGUCCAGAGACCAGGAAGAUGAUUGAGUCUCUGGGAAAACUGGCUUUUGAUCAGUUGCAGAAAGGAAACCUGAUCUUCUAUGAAUCAGACCUGACAGAGUGUGGCAUCGAUAUCAGAGCAGCCUCAGUGUCCUCAGGAGUGUUGACACAGAUCUUUAAAGAGGAGAGAGGACUGUACCAGGACAAGGUGUUCUGCUUCGUCCAUCUGAGUGUUCAGGAGUUUCUGGCUGCUUUUCAUGUCCAUUGGACCUUCAUGAAGUCAUCUGUCAAUUUGCUGGAGGAGCAACAAACAACAUCCUGGAAGUUUACGGUCAACAAGAGCCUUGACUCUCUGCACCAGAGUGCUGUGGACAAGGCCUUACAGAGUCCAAAUGGACAACUGGACUUGUUCCUUCGCUUCCUCCUGGGUCUUUCACUGCAGACCAAUCAGAAUCACCUACGAGGUCUGAUGACAGAGACAGGAAGUCGUUCACAGACCAGUCAGGAAACAGUCCAGUACAUCAAGAAGAAGAUCAAUGAGAAUCUGUCUGCAGAGAAAAGCAUCAAUCUGUUCCACUGUCUGAAUGAACUGAAUGAUGAUUCUCUAGUGGAGGAUAUCCGGCGAUACCUGAGAUCAGGACGUCUCUUCACAGAUGAACUGUCUCCUGCUCAGUGGUCAGCUCUGGUCUUCAUCUUACUGUCGUCAGAAGAAGAUCUGGACGAGUUUGACUUGAAGAAAUACUUAGGUUCAGAGGAGGCUCUUCUGAGGUUGCUGCCAGUGGUCAAAGCUUCCAACAAAGCUCUAUUGAAAGACUGUAACCUCUCAAAGAGAGGCUGUGAAGCUCUGUCCUCAGUUCUCAGCUCACAGUCGUCUCAUCUAAGACAUCUGGACCUGAGCUACAACAAUCUACUGGACUCAGGAGUGAAGGAUCUGUCUGAUGGACUGGAGACUCCACACUGUAGACUGGAGACUCUGAGAUUAUGGUGCUGCAGGUUAUCAGAGACCAGCUGUGAUUCUCUGGUCUCAGCUCUGAAGUCCAACCCCUCCCAUCUGAGACAUCUGGACCUGAGUGAAAACGGGGUGAAGGAUUCAGGAGUGAAGAAUCUGUCUGGUUUUCUGGAGAAUCCACUCUGUCGACUGGAGACUCUGAGGUUGAGGGGCUGCAGUUUGUCAGAGAUCAGCUGUGAUUCUCUGGUCUCAGCUCUGAAGUCCAACCCCUCCCAUCUGAGCCAUCUGGAGCUGAACUUCAACCAGCUGAAGGAUUCAGGAGUGAAGCGCCUGUGUGGUUUUCUGGAGAAUCCACUCUGUAGACUGGAGACUCUGAGAUUAAGUUGCUGCAGUUUGUCAGAGAUCAGCUGUGAUUAUCUGGGAUCAGCUCUGAAGUCCAACCCCUCCCAUCUGAGACAUCUGGACAUGAGAGGAAAUGAGCUGAAGGAUUCAGGAGUGAAGCAUCUCUGUGGUUUUCUGGAGAAUCCAGACUGUAGACUGGAGACUCUGAGACUGAGUUCCUGCAGUUUGUCAGAGAUCAGCUGUGAUGCUUUGGGAACAGCUCUGUUGUCCAACCCCUCCUAUCUGAAACAUCUGGACAUGAGCGGAAACAACCUGAAGGAUUCAGGAGUGAAGCAUCUGUGUGGUUUUCUGGAGAAUCCACUCUGUCAAGUGGAGACUUUGAGGUUGAGUUCCUGCAGUUUGUCAGAGAUCAGCUGCAAUUCUCUGGUUUCAACUAUGAAGUCCAACCCCUCUUAUCUCAGAGAGCUGGACCUGAGGGGAAACAACCUGCAGGAUUCAGGAGUGAAGCAUCUGUCGGAUUUUCUGGAGAAUCCACUCUAUCGACUAGAGAUUCUGAGAACCUAAGACAUCAGGGUAGGAGCGUCAGUACCAGCAGCUGACUCGGGAAAUGGAAUCUCCUCAACCUCUGGCUCCAACCUCACGGCCUCUGCAAUGACGGCCUGGAUCUUUGCACUGAAACAGCCUCCACCACUACACUCAGACUCAGGAGAGAGACUUAGGAAUCAUUUGAAUGUUGUUCAGUAAAAAAACAAAGGUUUUGGAGACUGUUUUUAGGAGACAUGAUUGAAUGCACAUCACACUUUUUUGCAGGUUAUAUUAAAUGAGCUAACUACUAGCGGGAUGGCUAAAUGCCACUCUUAAACAUGGGGUGAAUGGUCAAAGGAGCGUGGCCCCCAUUUUUCGGCAGAUAAACUUUAUGUCAACUAGGACUAUAAUCAUCUUUAAGAUAAUACAACUGAUUUGUUCAAACUUACUAAUGUUUAAUUUGUAAAUUCAUCAGAUAAUUAAUUUCAUGUUGUGCAAUAUUAAGUUAAAAGGUUCAAUAUACAGUAUUUGUAUAUUUAACAUUAAGUGCUCAUUGUUGUAACCUCUAUAAUUCAUGCAAGUUAUUCAGUUGCAAUCAUUUUACUGUAUUUAUAAUUAUAUUACUGUAUUUAUUUAUCUGUACUAGAUAAGAACUCACUGCACACUAUUCACUACCUGGGUGGCAGUAGUAGUAGAGCUAGUAAUAAACUAUUAAUAGUAACACAAGGGCAAGAACUGGACUUUUUUCCUCCUGCCUGUAGACUACAUAAAAACAGUUUCUUUUGACCUUCAAUCUUAAAUAUCAAUUUUAAUUUGUUGCUCUGGUUUUCAACACUGUUUGUGGUCCACUGUGUUGAGUAUAUGGAA